Fusarium coffeatum is the source of this 1098-nucleotide messenger RNA. RefSeq lists its product as uncharacterized. Bases 1 to 1098 code for a protein of 365 amino acids. NCBI's taxonomy places the organism in Eukaryota, Fungi, Ascomycota, Sordariomycetes, Hypocreales, Nectriaceae. The record is from RefSeq and is a predicted model, not a curated record. The transcript has 5 exons.
AUGACUUUGGACUUUAACACAACUGACAGCAAGGCCUUGCAGGUCUUUGCUACAAGUGUAUUUUUCUUUAUUGUUACGCCUCUCUUUAUAGCCUUUCGAUUCUGGAGUCGUGUGACGAGGAGAUCCGGCCUGGGCUGGGAUGACAUGACUGUUAUAAUAUCUUUUUCAUGUGCUGUUGCUGUACAAGCACUAUUAAUGGUCGCUUGUAAUUAUGGAUUCGGUCAACAUAUUGAAAAGUUGACAACAACAAAUAAGAUGAUAGCUCUCAAGCUAUUCUAUAUCUCUCAGAUCUUUUACAAGCUCACAAUGAACUUGGCCAAGAUCUCAAUGCUUCUAUUCUACCUCCGCAUCUUCGUCCACAGAUGGUUCCGCAGAUGCUGCUUCACCCUCAUUGGCCUUGUUACCUGCUACACCAUAGCAGCAGUCACUCUAUCAAUCUUGCAAUGUAACCCCGUCAUCGGUGCCUGGGACAAGUCGAUGAACCCUACUUGCAUCGAUUUGGAAAAGUUCUGGCUCGCCAAUGCUGGUUACUCUAUUGGCACAGAUGUCUUGAUAUUGCUGCUGCCUAUGUAUCCUAUCUGCACUAGCAAAUUGUCUUGUGCUCAAAAGCGAGGCCUCAUUGUGCUUCUCACUUUGGGGGGUGGUCUUGUUAUUGCAACAUCUAUCGUGCGCAUGACAACCCUUCCAUUCACAGCCAAAACUCCCGAUACAACUUACAACAUAAGUUCCACCAUGUGGUCUCUCAUCGAGCAAAACCUAGCCAUCAUCUGCACAUGCCUCCCAAUGUGCCGCAUCCCCAUGCCUAAACGCUUCCCUCUUUGGGUUUCCGAAUCCGAACUCUCACAACCCGAAGUCUCCCAAGCAGCAGGCCCAACUAAGCGUCAAACCCGACGCUGGAGCCCUUAUACUGGACCCAGAAACGUACAAGGAGUCACGCGAAGCGUCGUGAUGAGCAACGAUGAUAAGAGUGACGAAGUUACACUGGACUCAUCGGACAGAACAUUUACCAUGUCCUCACUUUCCAGUGAUGUUGGUGCGAUAAGGAAGAUUGUUGAGUAUCAAGUUACGUUUGAGACGACACCCGAGAACAAUGUCUAA